AUGGCGUCUGUUGAAAAUCAAUUCUUCAAUGUCUCAACCCAGGAGGAGUGGGUUGACUUUGAUCAAUUCCUUGACCUCUCACCGAGUUACAGCGAUGAUUAUUCCGCUAACUCCAUCUCCCCGGAGAUGUCGCUCCCCUACGAGGCUGACAUGUUUGCCAAUGACCUGCCAGACCUUACCCAGCCUGGCUUCCCGGAGAUGAACAGUUUUGAUUUCUCGCAUGAUGUUUCCUUUGUCGACCAGUCCCCCGAUAUGGGUCUAAUGCCGGACUUUACUGCGGCCAUGGAUAAUGCCAUGUUCCAUGGCUACCAAUCCUGUGACACCAACUUCGACUUCCGCCAAAUGGUUGAGGCGCAGGCCGCCAUCGACACUCGUGUUGCUUCUCUUAAGGAGAAGCGCCGAGAGGCCGCGAUUGCUCUGCACCUGCAGCGAUUGUGUGAUGCCACAGCCCUGGACCUCGAAUUGUCGUCUGAUUCUAACACCAGCUUCUCGUCACCAUGCUGGUCAGAUUACAUGCGCGAGAGCAUCUCACCUCAACCUACGAGCGCCAGCCCAGAACAGGCUGCGGCCCGUCCCCCGUCUGUAAAUGGCGGUGUGCCAAUGGAGAUGGUCCUUGAUCUGAACAUGAAUGCCACUGCCAACCUUCCGAAGAAGCAGAAGCCUCGUUCCCAGGCGCAGAAGGAGAACUACAUCAAAGCACGAAAAUACGGUGCUUGUGAGAAGCACAAGAAACAGCACAAGAGGUGCAACUGCCUCGAGAAGGCUGCUGCCCGCGCGGGCGUCAGUGAAGUUCCAAUGGACGUCGCAUUGAAAGAACGACCGAGACCGCAAUUACCGACGAUUUCCACCGUUCCAUCACCGCGUGUCUCUGGUGUUUCUGACCUCGGCUCGUUGCGAAAGGUGGAGGCUGUUCGUUCACCGGCCGGUAUGACCAAGAAGGUUAUGGUAAAAUCUCCGGUGAACGACCCGUCAAUCAGUCCGACAGGUGUACAACCAUUUACCAGGGCAACCACCAAGGUUGUCCGCAACAACUCACCUCACGACCUGCAGUACAGCACAAGCUUUGUGCUUUCACCGGUUCCAGAUACCAGUCAGAAAGCGAGAAGUUCAAACAACUUAUCCGGUCAUGGAAAGUUGCCUCAAUCGUCGGGUCUGCAACCCUCGACCAUAUCGACAUCGCCCCAAACGAAUCGGCAGACCGUUGGCUUAUCCCCAUUUCGCGGCGCUUCUCCGGGCUCGACUUCGAGCGACAGACCUACCGAUGCGGUUCGCAAUGUCGUCGCUUCACAAAAUGUCAGGAAAACCGCAUCUACGACGUGCGAUUCCGAAACUGGCUAUUUCAACGUUCCGGGACGAGAAGUUCGGCGCCCGAGACUUACGCACAUCAAACCAGGUCUUCUUCACUGCCCCAUGGCAGACAUACAGAUCAGUUCCAAGUUUCAUUAUCAGUCAGCAACUCUGGGCGCUCAAGCACAAGCGCACCAGCCAAUCAACUUACCUCCGAACGGUUAUCGACCCUUGCCCAAGGUUCGCGACGACCUGUGGAGAUACCCUCGGCUCAACCAAAGUCAGUCAGGGACCAACCUCAAAACUCUUGUCGUGGCGAUGGCUUGA
Molecule: messenger RNA, 1614 nt
Organism: Penicillium longicatenatum
Lineage: Eukaryota; Fungi; Ascomycota; Eurotiomycetes; Eurotiales; Aspergillaceae
Exons: 3
Coding region: 1-1614 (537 amino acids)
Source: RefSeq, a predicted model, not a curated record